GCUAUAUAAAGAUGUAUGACUAGCCCAGUCUGUUCAGUUAUCCUUCGGCCUUCAACAUGUUGACCAACAACGAUCUGAUCGAGCAGUUCUACUACCCAAGCGAAUCCCAUACGGAUUUGGAUUCCCAUGUCCAAGUUCAAGGCAUGGAUGCCUUUCAGCAGUUGGAGCAGUUCAUGUACCAACAGGAGCUCUGUGGCAGCGGCGACAGUCUCUCGGAUGAGACCAACAGUUGUUCCAUGGAGCAGCUAUACUAUGAAACCCCUGCUGUCCUGGGACUAGAGCACAUGCUCUCUGUCCAGGCCGAGGAGCACCAGCAUCAGCAGAAUCAAGCGAAUUCUUUGGGCAAAUGCCAGCAAAGGAGUUCCAAUUACUGGACCAAGCACCAGCAUCAGCAACACGGAAGCAAGCUCUCCACUUCCAUCUCCUCAUCAUUGUCCUCCUCAUCAUCAUCAUCUUCUUCGUCUCCUGUGUGCAGUGGGGCUGUUCUUAAGAAGCGUCGCUUGGCGGCGAAUGCACGGGAACGCCGUCGGAUGAAUAGCCUGAAUGAUGCCUUCGACAAGCUGCGGGAUGUGGUUCCAUCUCUGGGACACGAUCGACGACUCUCCAAAUACGAGACGCUACAAAUGGCCCAGGCAUAUAUCGGGGAUCUGGUCACGCUGCUCUCAAGAGACUAUUGAUCUUUCUUCACGGGAAAUCCUUCUACGGAUGGAAUGGGAUGGGAUGGGAUGGUGUUGUAGCAACAAUUUGAACCUAGUGUAAACUUAUAAAGGCUGUUAGUUUUAAGGAUCGUUUACUAUUUUUAUUUUAGUUGUAAUUUUAGAGCGCUGGCUAAUAAAAAAUUAA
Molecule: messenger RNA, 843 nt
Organism: Drosophila pseudoobscura
Lineage: Eukaryota; Metazoa; Arthropoda; Insecta; Diptera; Drosophilidae
Gene: amos
Product: absent MD neurons and olfactory sensilla
Exons: 1
Coding region: 57-677 (206 amino acids)
Biological process (GO): axon development; positive regulation of transcription by RNA polymerase II; sensory organ development
Cellular component (GO): nucleus
Molecular function (GO): protein dimerization activity; E-box binding; DNA-binding transcription factor activity, RNA polymerase II-specific
Source: RefSeq, a predicted model, not a curated record